Molecule: messenger RNA, 3591 nt
Organism: Wallemia mellicola CBS 633.66
Lineage: Eukaryota; Fungi; Basidiomycota; Wallemiomycetes; Wallemiales; Wallemiaceae
Exons: 6
Coding region: 1-3591 (1196 amino acids)
Biological process (GO): transcription-dependent tethering of RNA polymerase II gene DNA at nuclear periphery; poly(A)+ mRNA export from nucleus; protein import into nucleus
Cellular component (GO): nuclear pore outer ring
Molecular function (GO): protein binding; structural constituent of nuclear pore
Source: RefSeq, a predicted model, not a curated record
AUGACGAAUAUUCCACCAGGAGCGACGCUGGCGAGAGAUGACCACGUCGAUUUGAGUGUAUACGCUAGUUUACCAGCCCAAGUUAGCCAGGCACUCGUCAAUACAGAUUUAUACACAGACGCUGUGAACUCAUACAUAGACUCUGCGUCUGGAUUUGCGUAUGUUUUAACACAGCGUGAAUGCUUCGUAUGGAAUUACGCCAAACGUGCUUUGUUUAGCCCUACAGCUUAUGUAUUCCCGUGUCCAUCCGCAAUCCACAGUUCUGGAGAAGCAAACUUAGGAUCCUCUUAUACGCUCCCUGCAGCGAUACUCACUUCACCCGCUACCAGUCGCGAGCCAGGACUCCUACUUAUAUCUCCAAAUGGUGUUUAUAGAUUUUGGGAACACGUCGGUAUGGCUCUCUCAGGUGUAGACAAGUUCAUAGAAGGUCAACUCAACGACUUAUCCGAUGGUGAAACUGUAACUGGAUUAUUUGAAUCUGAUCCCUCACAUUACAUCUUAACGACUUCAUUAACGAAUCUAAAGCAUGUCGUUUUGGCUCCUUCUCAAGGUCGUUUAUAUCCAAUUAUCAGACCAUUUCCACGCACGAGGGGUGUCUUUGCAAGAUUGUUCUCAUCAGGCGCUUACUCUACAUCUGAACAAUUUGCUGCACUCACACUCUCACAACCUGAUUCAUUCGGUUCAAGGGACUUGUUUGCUAUCGGAGAAAGAUCUGUUCAAGUUUGGUCAAUCGGUUACGCAUCUGCAGCCGCAUCUUCUAGCAAUGCCUCUAAAUUUGUUGGCCAAUACCAUAUUCGUGACGCCAUAGCCGAUAGAAUUAUACCUGGUAGCGGUUUUGAUAUUCAUAAAGCCAGACUAUCAGUAUCAAUGUUAGACGGUGCAGUCACCAAGGAUGGUAAAUUGGCUGUCUUGGUAUCGUACAUCACACCAAAUAAGGAAACGAACGAUAGCGACCAACUUCAAUCGUAUGCUCUCUGUUUGCUUGUUCAUACGCAAGAUCCUACACAACCUUGGAGUGUUGAAAAGAUUCAAGAAUUGAACUACCAAGCUCACUUAGAUCCACGUCCUUAUUCUAUACCAAAAUUGGUAGUUUAUGAAGGUGGACCUGCUUUCUUUGUUGUCUUCUCUGACGCGAUCUUGAUCUCAACAUUAGUUGAAAGUUUGAAAUACUCAAUGUUGUUACCACUUCAAUACCCACUCAAUAACAAAUUUAUUGGCUUUGGUAUAACCAAUGAUCCAACACGUGCAUUGGCUUCACCAUCUAAUUCUCAAGUGUUAGAAUCAACGAAAGCAUCUAUUUAUACAUUCGCUGUUUAUGGUGGUAUAAUUUCAACUCAACUUGACUUGGAGAAGUUGGAAGCUGAUAUUAAAAAACAAAUCGAUCCAACUACGAGAUUAACCAGUAGGCUGAAGAGCAGACUUGAACAAGCCAUUUUCUAUGGUGAUAAGCAAGAUAAUCCAAUCUCAUUUGCUAUUCCUAAUGGACACGUUGAAGGUGACUUGCAAGAAGCUACUAAAUCUGUCAGUAAGGAUAUUCUCGCUAGUAGAUCAACAAAUAUGCCGGUUAUUUUGGACCUAAGAGCUCAAAUCAAUGAUAGAGCAGUAAGAUGCUACAAACUUAUUCAAUUUAUCAGUGAGAAUGGUUUACUGGGCAAGCUCGCUCCUAGCACUCGUAGACAACUUUGCGAUGAUGCAGAGAAAUUGGUAGCUGCUAACGAAUUAUGGUUACAUGAAAACUCAGAAGAAGCUGGUACUGAAGGAUUGCUAUUGGCUUCCGUAGAAGCGUACAUGAGUGGUUCAAAAGAAGUAAAUGAAGACAUUGUCAGAUUAUUCUUCAGAACGAAGGUUAAGGAUAUUGGCGUACUUAUAGAUAGAAUGAAUGCAUUGGUAAUUGAAUAUCUCGAAUCAAACCCAGGUAUCGAAAAGAGAUCCAAGACUAUUAUAGAAUCAAACAGAUAUAUUCUUGCAACACUUUCACCAUCAUUCAAGCUACGUCAGCAGCAAUCUGAAAUUUACGGGUUGGAUAAGUCAACGAGAGGAUUUGAAUCUUGGAUGGCGAAAUCUGUAAUGUUGAACGUAUUAGAAACCACAUACGAUCGCACAAAGAAAUUGUUAAGGGAUAGAUCAAGAGAGUUGGGAUCAAGUAUUGAUGAUAAUCCAGAAGACUAUCAAAAUGCACCAAACACUAAGACAACCCAGAAGUUACUCACUAGACAAUCAGAACAAGAAGAAUUACGCCAACAACUCUGUUCAAUUGCUGAACUUACUAUCGAAUCGUACGAAGAUCGUAUCGAAUAUCUCAAAGCAUCAAGCAAAACCGAAAAAGAAUUGGCGGUAUUGUUAGAGAAGUUCAAUGGCAAUCUUCGUCCAUCUUUGAUCCACCCAUUAGUCACUAUCGGUAAAGCUGAUUUCGCGUUUGAUUUAGCAGAGAACCAUCGUGCAUUUAGUAUACUCACUGAACUAUGCACAGAUGUUAAUGUCGGCAGUAUGGAGCGUAUAAAGUACUACCUUGACAUGUACAAAGAGCAAUUCGGCUUCGAGUUGUACAAGUGGUAUGUUGAGAAUGGCAAAUUAUGGACUCUUUUCCAACAUGAACAGCCAUAUGGUGAUCUAUUACAAGCUUUCUUCAAGCAAAGUGAUAAUGGACGUUUUGCUUGGAUGCAUGAUUUGUCUGCUGGCAAAUACAUCGAUGCUUCACAAACCUUAAUCAAAGAGUCAUCAAAAGAAACUGAAUUGGCACCAAAGCAUCUCAUACUCAGUUUGGGCAAGCUUUCACAUAUUGCACAAUUAGACCUUGAUACGUUCGAGAGCACUCAAGCUCAGCAAGAUAUUGAAGCGACUGACGAUAAACUUGAUUUGAUAAGUAUACAUGGAAAGCUCCUCGAAUUGUUUGGCACUCAGUUAUCAGAAACAGGUGAAAACAUCGACAUGUUGGACUUAGAAGAAAAAGUAGCAAAGAUUACAGAUGUGGUAGCAUCUAGAUUGAAUUUACCAAAUUUGAUCAACCAUUUCCACAAUUUAAUUAGAGGUUUAUAUAAUGGCAAAGCUCUCAAUGCUGAAGAUUUGGUCGAUUUAUUAACAUUGAAGGAUAACUUCUUGGAGCAAGUGACAGAUUAUGCAUCAGCGAUUGAUGUAUGCGUGAGAGCAAAAGAUGUACCGGAUAGGAGAGCACAUUCAUCACUCAAGUCAAUUUGGAGAAGGGUUUACUUGCGUGAUGAUUGGCCAAUGCUUAACAACACCACUGGUAUGAAUGAUAACGAGUUGGGAGAUAACCUCCGCCAAUCUGCUUUAUAUGCUACUAUUCAGUUGGCAUCCGAGAAUGAUCACCCAGAAGCACUUUUCCUUUCACCAAAGAAGUCAUUUAACAAGUUAAGCGAGAAAGAUCUCAGCGCCCGCUUCCCCUCAUUACCACAAGAUGAAGUUGCUGCUAUUUUGAGUGAUCUUCAGGAAGAAAAUGCAAGAUUGGAAUCACUAAUUAAGAACAAUAAUCUCGAUAAUUGGUACAAAGAGGUUUUAAGAUUACAUUCAGAAGAUCAUCCAAAAUAUCAAGUAGCAAAAGAUGAACAAGAACAAGAGAUGGACGAAUCAUAA